UCCGCCUCCCCGGUUCUGCGCCGCUGCUGCCAUCGCUGCUAUGCGCCCAGCUCCGCCGCUGCCCCAGCUGCCCCGCCGCCGGGCUCCUAUAUAAGUGUCGGAGCGGGACCCAGGGGGCUCCUGAAGAUGAGGGCACCGCCGCCUCCGUCCUCUCUGCAGAGCUUAGCGCUUCUGGCCGGCCGCCUGCCAGGGGAGAGCCCAGCCCAGCGCCCAGCAGCAGCGGCAGGGGGCCGCGCAGGGCAGCGGCGCAGGGAGUAGCUGCAGAGCGCUGGCGGCUCCCCUGUCCCCGCUGCUGCUGCCAUGAGCUGCUCGGACGUGGUGAUGCACCAUUCCCAGGCGGCGUGUGGGGCGCCCCAGUAUCUGCCAAGCCCGGUGGCGGCAGCCGCGUAUUGCCCCCUUCCUGCGCCCAGCCAGCAGAAGAAGUUAGCUGUUUACAACAAGAUGCAAGAGUCCCUGGAGGUGACCCUUUCCAACAAACAGGAGGAAGAUGAGAAAGACCAGCCCGCUGAGAUGGAAUACCUUAACUCUCGCUGUGUCCUUUUCACUUACUUCCAGGGAGACAUUGGGUCAGUAGUGGAUGAACACUUCUCAAGAGCUUUGAGCCAAACCAGCAGCUUCAACCCAGAAACUGCCCUUUCAAAAAGCAAGGCAGGGCUAAGCCCCCUGUGGAGAGAGAGCUCAACAAUGUCAAGCCAACGGAGCAGUUUCCCAGCUUCAUUUUGGACCAGCUCUUAUCAACCUCCACCUCCACCAUGUUUGAGUGGAGUCCAUUCUGACUUCCCAAUCACUGCACCAGGCACCUUCCCAACAGCAGAUCCUAGCAGUUGGCCAGGACACGGCCUUCAUCAGACUGCCCCACCUCCUCCCGCUACUGCAUCAGAAUCCUGGCAUUAUCCUUUAGCAUCUCAGGUUAGCUCUUCAUAUGCGCACAUGCAUGAUGUGUACAUGCAUCACCAUCACCCCCAUCCACACAUGCAUCAUCACCAUCCUGGCUCUCAUCUUGACCCACGGUAUGGAUCCCUAUUGAUGCCUUCAGUACGUGCAGCCAGGAUUCCUGCUCCACAGUGUGACAUGAUAAAGACAGAUCCUACUACUGUCACCAGUGCUACCUCAGCAUGGGCUGGAGCCUUUCACGGAACAGUGGACAUCGUGCCAAGCUUCGGGUUUGACACAGGUCUACAGCAUCAGGACAAGAGCAAGGAAUCUUCUUGGUUCUGAAGAUGAGAUGCAUCUUAGCACCAGCUAGUGUCCCCACAGCUGGGAUGAUGAUAUUGAAACUGUUGACUGUUUCUGCAUGGGGGCAAAGGACACACCGCUAAGGAGAAGAUGAAGAGCCAGUCAUUCUGGUUUUGCUGUUGAGCCUUUUCUUUGGCAGGCCACUUCUGGGUCCCAGAACAUAGAAGAAAAAAAACUUAUUUUUCUUUCUUUCCUCAUCUGAGCCUGCUGCAGCUGUGCAACCUAACUUUGUUUUGCUCCUUUAACAGUGUUUUAUUUUGUUCAUUCUGGUGGGUUUUUUAAUGCACAGCCUUGAUUGUAGGGAAAAGACUGUGCCUUGACUACAGUGCUCAUCCUUUCAGGAAUAGAGUUUUUGUAGCUCUUUGUGUGUCUAUUUUUGUAGAAAUACAGAAAGUUUGGGUAAGAAUUGGUGGACUAUUUUAGGAUGCCAUAUUUUUUUUAAAAAAAUUGUAAAAUUGUUAAGUUCUGUUUAAAGAACUUGCUCUCAGAGAAGCACUGGCAAAAAUGUAUAAAACGCUUAUUUUUAAAUGUUUGUAUUUGUGUGUUUGUUUUGUUACCUCAAUUCUCUUUUUUUUUUUAAAGAGCAAACCCUUUGCUAGUCCAAUCCUUCAUUGUUUCCAUUUUUUGCAAGAUUUUGCAGGUUUUUUGGUCCUUUAUUCUAGCUUAAACAGCUAUAAUUUACUCUUAACAUUUCUACUAAAUAUUUUUUUCUGCCUGUCAGAUUGUAGAAAUGGUGUCUAUAUAUUCUUUUUCUUGUUUCUGAAAAUGGCUUUGUGCUGUGCUCACUAUGAGAAAAAAUGUGUGAAACCUUUUGCAUGGGGCAAAGUCUGCCUUUAUUAUACGAUCUAUAUUUUCAACCCAUUCAUUCUUUCAAAAUGGACCAAAUAUUUAUAUGGACUUAAAGGAGAAAAGGAGCUUGGGCCUGUCCCAGUGUCCAUCGAAGUGAAUGGAAAGCCUCCCAUUGACAUCCAUGGACUCUGGAUCAGGCCCUUUUUCUGUGAUGACCAUCCACAAAUUGGUAUUUUCAUUUCUAAUAAUUUUCGGAGGCGGGAGUUUCAGUUUAGGCCAUUUGAAGAGUAUUUUUUUUUCACGUGAACAUUCAAGGAUAAAAUACAGGUUUUGCAAAAAGCUGCAACUCGUGGAAACAAAGUAUUUUCAUAAGGCCAUAUCUUGCAAUUUGCUGAGCAGCUUGUCUGAGUUGCUUGAGUGCCUUCAGCUCCUAUUGAAUUCAACUGGGCUGAAGUUUUCAAAAGUCAGCCUCCGAUCUCUGGUCCCUCCUUGUUUGGUUGCCCAACCUGAGACAUGUUAGGGACUGAAUCUGAAAAGGGCUGAUCGCCUGCAGCUUCUAUGGAUUUCAUGGGCAGUUAUGAAUUUUUAGCCUUGGGCUAUCCAUUUAAGAAUCCACUCUGAGAUAACUUUUUGAUAAUUUUAGCCAUAGAACAUUGCAAGAGAUUGCUGGAUUGGGCCUGGUCUAGAAGCUCCCCCAACACACACACACGAGGAGUCCUUUGGAAGCCAGUGUGAGUAAGGACUAAUUCCAUGAAUAAGAGCUGUAGCAUUGCAUAUUAAAAAAAAAAAACAAUCUUGCAAUUAGCUUGGUGGAGGUGGAGCUAUGCACAGAGCUCCCUUGACUUCAGUGGGGUUUUUAUGGGGUCAGGAGUCUGCCAGUGUAGUGCUAACUGCAGGAUGAGGGCUGAAGUUGGUAAUGCAGUAAUUGUUUGGAAAUGUUGCCUUUUUACUCCAUUCAGCUUUUAACAUAUAUAUUUAAGCUUUCUCUCAUUUUUCAAAAUAUUCCUAUCAUAUAUUCUAUUUUUGCUACCACCCUCCCAGCCAAAACAUUCAAAAGAUGAACAAAACUAAUCUAAGUGUGAUCACUACUGAGAUAAAGGCUGACUUGUCUUUAGGGCAGUGAACAUCUUAAAUGUGGGGUUUACAAGUGCAUGGGACCCACAGCUCCAAGUGAAGUGAAUGGGAGCUGUAUGUGCUCAACCUCCUGAAGUUCAGUUCUAUAUCUUGAUGAGAUAACCUUCCUCUACGCUCUUAGGACCUGGUGCUGUGAGGUGCUGGCAUUUUCCACUCCCAUGGAAGCUAGCUGGAAAUGGAGGCACUCAGAAUAUCAGAAUUAAGCCCUAAGCCCUAAAGCACAUGUUUUUCUGAUUUGGGGCAUACCUAAAGAUCUGAGCCCCAAUUAUAACUUCCUAAACUCCUUCCUCCUAUCUCCUCUAGUCAUUAACAUUUUUUUCCUGAUACUGAACUUCACUCCCACUAUAGUCUCAUUGCAAUGCUGCUCUCCUGGGGGAGCUGGGUUCUUUGUUGCUCAAUGGCUUAGUUAGCAACAGAAAAACCUCAAGGAUAGGAAGCUAGCAUAAGCUUCUAAAAGUUUGGCUACUUAUAAGAAAAUUGUAGUUCAAGAACUGCUGCAAGAUCAGAUUCCUUUGUGGCAGUGCCAGAAAGUCCUGGGUUUGGCUUUGCUGGAAAUGGUGCAAAACAGUUUUUCAUAGAUUUGGCUAGGCCUGCAAGGGGAAGGUUCUAACCAAACCUUUUGAACUAAAAACAAACCAAAAAAAAAGUUCCUUUUUGAAUUUUGGUUGGCUCUUAUUAUAUCUGAAUUGGCACACCUGUUUCUAGUAAUAGUGGCCAAUUGAUUGCUCUCUGCUUUGCAACAACAGAGCAGGGAAUGACCUGCUCCUGUUCCUGUUGAACUCCCAGUGACUAAAAAGACAGUAUGGCAAGGUCCAAAGUUUCUGCUCAAAUCUCAAUUAGUGUUGUUUUUAUAGGUUAGCAGGUAAGCGAGAUGUGAAUGAUUGAAGAUCCCAUCUCCUGUUUCCAUCAUAAGGGCUCUUCCCACUGGCUAAAGCCGAGAAUAAGUCUAAAGUACUUCUUCUGCUCUGCAGGGUCAGGUAGACAGAGUGCCAAUAAAAACACGCUACUGAUGUAACAGUUAAUGCAUCUGAUCAAUUGACGUAAAGGUUUAUUUCAUUUUUCUUCCUGUUAAAUUUGAUUUCACUAGCAACUAAACUGACCUUUGCUAAGAAAUUAGCUGGAAAAAAAAUUAAGCCAAAGCUGUAGUAACGUGGUUGCUCAUAUAUUCUAAAACUUGAAGGACAAGAACAAAUCUUCCACAUGACAAACCUUUACAGUUGAAGUCAGCAGACUUACUCCACCAGAAAAAGAAAAGA
Messenger RNA from Chelonoidis abingdonii (Abingdon island giant tortoise), 4415 nucleotides. It is a transcript of the gene VGLL3, whose product is annotated as vestigial like family member 3. Gene Ontology annotation, cellular component: nucleus. Gene Ontology annotation, biological process: regulation of DNA-templated transcription. The record is from RefSeq and is a predicted model, not a curated record. Lineage: Eukaryota; Metazoa; Chordata; Testudines; Testudinidae.